GGUUGUGUUCACACGUGGCUGGGGCCUGGAACGAUUAAUAGGCAAAUUUAUUGGAACCCAAUGAAGGCUACAUAGAAGAAUACUCUUAAACUACUGUCAACGUCAACGAUCUACAAAAAUGAUCAUCGGAAUAUUACUCUUUAUUGUUUUGGGCGUGCUGUCGCACUUCUUCAUCCUCCAUUAUAGAAGAUUCGGAAGGAUGGUGAACAAUAUACCAGGACCACAGGUGAUGCCGAUCUUUGGGAACUUGAUCGCAUUUCAAGUUUCCUCUGCGGAACUUUGGAACAUGGUACGGGAAAUGAACCGUACCUAUUACCCGAUUUUUAGGCUGUGGGGCUUUACGGAGCCGUUUCUCAAUAUUCGUCAUCCGGAUGAUCUCGAGAAAAUCCUCGGAAAUCCAAAAUCUACCCAGAAAAGCUCCAUUUACAACCUUCUGCUGCCUUGGUUUAACACUGGACUUCUUACCAGCGCAGGUCGAAAGUGGCAAGAACGCAGGAAGAUAUUGACGCCUGCCUUUCAUUUCAACGUGCUGCAACAAUUCGCCGACAUUUUUAUCGAGGACUCUGAACGUGUGAGCAAAAGCCUGAAGAGCGAGGGGGGACCGGUCGUCAAAGAUCUGUUGCCGCUCAUUAGCGAGCACACAUUGAACGUGAUAUGCGAGACCGCGAUGGGAACUUCGUUGAAGGAUAAGGGUGCAUUUCAGACGAAAUAUCGGAACGCCGUAUACCAUAUGGGCCAGCUUUUAGUGUACAGGUUCCUAAGACCAUGGGUCCAAAACGACUUUCUCUUCAAAUUCUUUCCGGAAGGUUGGCGUCAAAGUAAAUUGCUUGGAAUACUACACGGAUUCACUAAGCAGAUCAUCAAAGAGAGAAAGGAAUAUCACGAGCAGACGAAUGGUGCUUAUUUAUCACACAUUGCAGACAAUCAAGGUCAAAAGAAAGAUGAUAUGUAUUUUGGAAUCCGCAAAAGGAGACUGGCCAUGUUGGAUCUUCUGAUAGCAGCGCAUCGAAACAAUCAGAUAGAUGAUGAAGGUAUCAGAGAAGAAGUGGACACCUUUAUGUUCAGGGGACACGAUACUACUGCGAUGUCUAUUUGUUUCACGAUUAUGCUUCUAGCUGAACAUAAGGAUAUACAGGAACGUGCAAGAUACGAAGUGACCGCGAUUAUGAACGAAAACGAUGGCAAAAUGACCAUGGCCGCUAUGGCAAACCUUCCGUACCUGGAACGAUGCAUCAAAGAGUCCCUUCGACUGUAUCCGAGUGUGCCGUUCAUCUCGCGUUCACCAGAGACUGACAUAACAUUAAGUAAUUUUUUGGUGCCGGCCAAUUCGAUAGUUAACAUCCAUAUAAUGGACGUCCACAGGGAUCCAAAGUACUGGCCGAAUCCGGAUGCUUUCGAUCCGGAUAGAUUUCUGCCCAACAACAUUCAAGGACGUCAUCCUUAUUGUUAUGUGCCUUUCAGCGCUGGUCCCAGGAAUUGUAUAGGACAACGAUUCGCCAUGAUGGAAUUAAAAACAGUACUAGCAUAUUUAUUAUAUAAUUUCCAUUUUGAACCUGUCGACUACCUGAAGGAUGUCUGUAUUAACACCGAUUUAGUGAUACGUCCAGCGCAUUCAUUACGAACGAAAUUUAUUCCGAUUGAAAACCCGUGUUGAUGUUCCGAAGUUGUUGGUGAAAAUUUGAUCUCAUAAAGAACAUUAAGAAAAGUGUGAAAAAUAUGCCGGUCAUUAUCACUAGCCAUUACUUUGAUAUGGAAAACGAAGGUGAAAGAAACUUGAAGACACGUCAAGCUUGAGAAAAUAUGUAUCAGAAGUAUUUUUUUGUACAUACAAUAGAAUUUGCAAUGACUAUAUUUUGUCUUGAUUUCUUACAACAUAAAAUUGUUAUUGUUUAUAUCUAGUGUUUCAAGGAUUAAAUAUUUGUUUUAUACCUCCACCAU
Dufourea novaeangliae is the source of this 1938-nucleotide messenger RNA. RefSeq names its product cytochrome P450 4C1-like. The record is from RefSeq and is a predicted model, not a curated record. Bases 119 to 1654 code for a protein of 511 amino acids. The transcript is spliced from 14 exons. Gene Ontology annotation, molecular function: iron ion binding; oxidoreductase activity, acting on paired donors, with incorporation or reduction of molecular oxygen; heme binding. Lineage: Eukaryota; Metazoa; Arthropoda; Insecta; Hymenoptera; Halictidae.